Messenger RNA from Dibothriocephalus latus, 354 nucleotides. Lineage: Eukaryota; Metazoa; Platyhelminthes; Cestoda; Diphyllobothriidea; Diphyllobothriidae. The record is from the annotation of a GenBank genome assembly.
AUGAGCAGCUCCACCCCAAUCGUCAGCAGCGACGGCAGCUGCCAGUAUUCUGUAAACGUGUCUGCCAUGGACAGCUUCCAUUUAUCUGCUGCCAUGCCACUGGGAGCCGCCGAAGUCAUGGAAGAGAAGGAGGAAGUCACGAAAUUGAAGCCAGAUGGAGAUCCGUCAAUCAAGCUGAACCCCAACGCUGUCAGUCCAAGGCAAUUGGUCGACUACGCCGCCAGUGAGCAACUUCUCCAACUUUGCUUCAUAUCCGUAUUUUUGCUCAUUAUCAUAUUUUUUCCCUUACGUGCUUUAACUCAUCCCCCAUCCCUCCUCAAAUUUUCGAUUUCUUCGUUUCUCCUUUCCCCCUAA